CUCACACACACACACACACAGCGCCCCAGGGCGCGCUCCGAGGGAUAAAAGAGCCCGCGCGCGGACACAGCACGAGCAUCACCGAGCCGCGCGCGCCGACAAUGAGAACUUCACUGAACAUCAUCACUUUUCUCUGCCUGUGCAGCAUGAGAGUCACAGCGUUGGACAAAUUCCCAAAAAAAUUUGAGGCAGGUAAGAUUGAAAGCGAAGUUACACUGACCUGUGACGGAGCCAGUAACACACCUGUGACGUGGAAGUUUAAUGGUGAGGACGCCACAGAGGUUGGGUUCGAGAACAUCGUGUUUGACGGCCACAGGAUGACGCUGCAGAAGUUUAACGAAGAGCAGACUGGGAACUUCUCCUGCUGGAGUGGGGGACAGGAAGUGGACUACACCUACGUCCUGCUGGACGUGUCCGACACCAUAACCGACUCUCCUGUGUCCUGCACGGCGGAAAGCUUUAACUGCACCUCCACGAUUUCCUGCACCAUGAGUGAGAAGGGCUACAAACAUUUCAGGCUUCGGGAUGAAAGGACCGACUCCUGUUGGCUGAGUCCCUCAAAGGGCAGGUUCAACCUGACACACACCACCAACCCGUUUGCGGAGGAAGCCACGCCCAUUGUGGUCUUAGGAGAGGGCAUCUCUGAUCUAGGCAACUAUUUUAAAAUCACCGUAAGCUUCUACAUGCGGGAUAUCAUAAGGCCCGGUGUUCCUCAGAUCUCCGUGGUGAUUAAGAGCAGUGGGCGUGUGCUGGAGGUGAAUCCCCCGCUCAAUUGGACUCAGCCCCUCAGCUACUACCCUCUGGAGCAUGAAAUUGAGUUCCGGAGGAGAGAUGAUGGAAAGAUCGACUCAGUCUUUUACACGCAGCCCAACAACACGGACCCGUCAGGAGGAGGCGUCGCCAUCCCACCCGGAACCAGUAAACUGCGCGUUCGCUGCAGAGACUCGCUCCUGCUCUCACAGUGGAGCGAAUGGACUCAGUGGCAAAAUGUGGGUAAGAGAAGACCAAAAAAUGGCAAGAAACUAAAGAAAAAGGACAAGAAGAAAAACAAGCACUCGCGGAAAAGAGAGGAUAAAAUCGAACGUUCUGUAGCAUGAAUCCGCGUCUCAGCCGAGGUCCGUUCCUCUUUACGCGGCUGUAUACUAAUGAGGUGACCAUCCACACGAGGACGGGUUCCCCACCGAGUCUGGUUCCUCUCAGGGUUUCUCCCUAUUACCAUCUCAGGGAGUUCGUCCCUCAGCACCGUCGCCCUCGGCUCGUUCUUCAGGGACGAUCUGAUCACUGUGAUCUGUACACGGUUUUAUCAUUUUAUUUUGAUUGUGUGAGGCUGCUUUGUGAUAGUGACUGUUGUUAAAAGCAAAACUGAACUGAAUUGAAUUGAGUCUCUCUCUCUCUCUCUCUCUCUCUGUCACUCUUUGCUUUUACUCACACCUUUGUCCUUUGUUACACAUUUCCCAACUUGUUUGAUCUUCAUCACUUAUGUCUAUCAGGGUUACACUGAUCAAUAAACCAAACACACACCCACACACACACACCUUUAUAACACACUAGCAGUGCAGGUUCAUGUUAAUCCACUUGCUGUUCUAAUGUUGUUUCCAUAGCAACAGAUCACUUGGACGUGUCCUCAUAAUAAACUAAUUAAAAAAUUUGUGUAAAUCAUUACA
This is a messenger RNA of Clarias gariepinus (North African catfish), 1664 nucleotides long. RefSeq names its product interleukin-12 subunit beta (gene il12b2). Lineage: Eukaryota; Metazoa; Chordata; Actinopteri; Siluriformes; Clariidae. The record is from RefSeq and is a predicted model, not a curated record. The coding region runs from base 102 to 1097 and encodes 331 amino acids. Gene Ontology annotation, molecular function: protein binding; transmembrane signaling receptor activity. Gene Ontology annotation, biological process: positive thymic T cell selection; cell surface receptor signaling pathway. The transcript is spliced from 8 exons. Gene Ontology annotation, cellular component: external side of plasma membrane; alpha-beta T cell receptor complex.